This is a messenger RNA of Adelges cooleyi (spruce gall adelgid), 558 nucleotides long. RefSeq lists its product as uncharacterized. The transcript is spliced from 8 exons. The coding region runs from base 1 to 558 and encodes 185 amino acids. The record is from RefSeq and is a predicted model, not a curated record. NCBI's taxonomy places the organism in Eukaryota, Metazoa, Arthropoda, Insecta, Hemiptera, Adelgidae.
AUGAAAAUCUUCUGUUUAUUAAUAUCUAUAUUCUUUGUGAAAGUGUUGGCAGUUUAUGAUAGUUAUAUGGGUUUUCUUCACCUUACAACUAUUGGCAUCAAACUUGCUUACGAAAAGAAUGAUUUAACUGUAGGAAGUAGAUCUAGAUUAAAUGGAUUGGAGUAUCUAAUUGAGACAAUGGUUGAUAAUGUCAAAAAUGACCCGACCUACCAAGAUUUCCGCCAUAUUAAUUUUUUGAUGGCUGUACCGGACCAUAGCGAAAUUCUCUCGAGAAUAUCAGAACUUCCAGGUCAAUCAAAGAAAAGUGUACGAGUUGUAGAUGAUAUAGCAUCUUUAUCAUCGAAUUGUCGUUUGCUAGGAGUAUACUUUAGUACCCAAUCUCCAAAACUAUACAUAAAAGACGUUAUGAUUGAGUCAACUAGCGGUACAUGUAUCUUGAAGGAUAAAAAUAAUACUUUAAGGAAAUACAGGAAAAUGGAUGGCACAUGGUCACAAAUAGGCUUAAAUAACCAAGCAGGAGAAUCACUCGAGACACAGCUACAACGUGGACGUCCAUAA